CGGAGAGACCGGAGCUGAACGCAACACGUUAUUAGUGAACGACAGAGAGCGCACGGAAGAUCCGCUCCGGGGGAAACGGUGUUCGCGGACGGCUAGGCGGGCAUGUUUUCUAUCGUGAAACCUACUUAGAGUAUAAACUCGUUUAAAGACGCCACGACGCGUUUCCAGUGGCGUUUGCCUGCGUUUUAAGCACCGCGCGGAGAACCGAGCAGCGGGCGAGAGCGCGGAGCGCAGCGGGAGGAGAGUGCGCGCACACAGGGACACUCACGCGGGGCUCUACGCCCUGCCAGACAUGGCUGAUCGUCGGGGCGCAGGGGGGGUCUCCAGAAAGACGCUCGAUGCUCCCCACUGAAGAAGCAGAAGAUGAUGAUGAUGAUGAUGAGAAGCAGCUCUCCACAAUAAUGACCUAUCAUCCACUAAAGCCUCGAACAUGGAUGUGAUCAUCCCCUACACCAGUGAUAUGCCCUGUGGGUCACAGAAGAUGUGGUGGGCUUUCCUCGCCUCCUCCAUGGUCACCUUCUUCGGGGGUCUCUUCAUCAUCCUCCUGUGGAGGACCCUUAACUACCUGUGGAUGGUGUGCUGCCACUGCAAGGGUAAAAAGAAGGACGUGCAGCGGGUCAGUAACCCGGUGGUCCUCAGUGACGGUGUGGUUAAAGUGGUGGGUCAGCGGGAGGCGGAGGCGGCGGUCACCGAGGUGGGAUGGAUGACCUCAGUGAAGGACUGGGCCGGGGUCAUGAUCUCUGCUCAGACGCUCACAGGACGUGUGCUGGUGGUUCUUGUCUUUGCUCUGAGCAUCGGAGCCCUUGUGAUUUACUUCAUCGACUCCUCCAAACCCAUCGAAUCCUGUCAGCAAUUCCACAAGGACUACACUCUGCAGAUCGACAUGGCCUUCAAUGUGUUUUUCCUCUUGUAUUUUGGACUGCGCUUCAUCGCAGCCAAUGAUAAGCUGUGGUUCUGGCUGGAGGUGAAUUCGGUGGUGGAUUUCUUCACCGUGCCGCCUGUGUUUGUGUCCGUGUAUCUGAACAGGAGCUGGCUGGGACUGAGGUUCUUAAGAGCCUUGAGGCUGAUCCAGUUUUCAGAAAUAUUACAGUUUUUAAACAUCUUAAAAACAAGCAACUCCAUAAAGUUGGUGAAUCUGUGCUCAAUCUUUAUAAGCACAUGGCUGACGGCUGCGGGCUUCAUACAUUUGGUAGUCAAUCUGGAAAACUCAGGGGAUCCUUGGGAAACUUCCAGAAAUUCCCAACCGCUUUCCUACUGGGAGUGUGUGUACUUACUCAUGGUAACCAUGUCCACAGUGGGAUAUGGAGAUGUUUGUGCUAAAACAACCCUCGGACGCCUUUUCAUGGUCUUCUUCAUUCUCGGAGGAUUGGUCCUCAAUCAUUGUAUCCUUGACAACCAGAGCUGGAUUUUGCUUCAAUCCCAUCCAAACGUUCCCAGCUUCUGCUCGUCAUGA
Molecule: messenger RNA, 1453 nt
Organism: Carassius auratus (goldfish)
Lineage: Eukaryota; Metazoa; Chordata; Actinopteri; Cypriniformes; Cyprinidae
Product: calcium-activated potassium channel subunit alpha-1-like
Exons: 9
Coding region: 431-1453 (340 amino acids)
Biological process (GO): potassium ion transmembrane transport
Cellular component (GO): postsynaptic membrane
Molecular function (GO): large conductance calcium-activated potassium channel activity
Source: RefSeq, a predicted model, not a curated record